Iphiclides podalirius (scarce swallowtail) is the source of this 927-nucleotide messenger RNA. NCBI's taxonomy places the organism in Eukaryota, Metazoa, Arthropoda, Insecta, Lepidoptera, Papilionidae. The record is from the annotation of a GenBank genome assembly.
AUGACCCUGAAGGUGCAUAUGGAGCAGAGGCACUCACAGAGGGAGGGUGGACUGGAGUGUGAUGUUUGCAAGUCUGUAUUGAGCACCGAGAGAUCCUACAAGGAGCACACAACGCGACAUGUAAGACGCUACGAGUGCGUCGCUUGCGGCAAACGCAACAACAACGUGCACCCGGUGAUAAAGCAUUACAACGAGCAACACGGCAGCAUCAGCACCCGGUUUACUUGCGCAGAGUGCGGCUUCACCACCGAGUCGCACAGCCGCUACAGAUACCACCGCGACAAGCACAAGGCGAAGGUUGAGUGCAAGGAGUGCGGCAGCACCUUCGUCAACCCCACCGGGCUGCGGGUCCACAUGUUCACGGUCCACGGGCACUCGGACCGGGUGUACUCGUGCCACGCGUGCGGCAAGCGAUACCGCGCCAAGUCGAGCCUCGCCUCGCACCAGGCGCGCCACGCGGCCGCCGCCGCUUCGCCCUCCACCUUCUGCCCGCCCUGCGGCACCCACUACCGCUCGCCGCUCGGCCUGAGGCACCACCUGAAGACCCACUCGAGGCACGUGCGCGAAUCCGACAAGAGGUUCAUAUGUGACGAGUGCGGUUCGAAGUUUUCGACGAAGCGCUGCCUAGAAGAACACAUCGACUGGGUACACCUGAAGAAGGUCAAGCAUGAAUGCAGCAAAUGCUCAAAGGGCUUCAAAAACAACUCGGCCCUGAAAAAGCACAUGAACUACGUCCACGAGAAGAAGCGGCCGCCGCGGAACAAGAUCUGCGAUCACUGCGGGCGCGGUUUCACAACUCUGACGAUCCUCCGUUCGCACGUGCGCACGCACACCGGCGAGCGGCCGCUGCUAUGCUCGCACUGCCCCGCCACCUUUGCCCAUCCGGACGCCCUCUACACCCACACGAAACUCCUCCACGGCACCGGC